CACCAACUUGUUGCAUGUUCCCUCCUGUCCUCUUCGUGUUUACCCCACUUCAAACCUCGGCUCGGGAAUACUUGGCCAAUCAGAAGACCUAUAAAUGUUUGUACAACUUGUUUCAUAUCUGGGGUCGCAGAUAUCGCUUGGUGUUGGCAACUUCUUCCUUUGGACUUCCCAUGGAGCCCUGGUGGCAGGUGUUCACGCUGUCAUGGACGACGUGAAGAUUUCACGUACUAUAUUCCCAUUAUCGUUGCCGCGCCCAUGAUCUGCAUCAAACAUCACCGAAUCGCCACGAGGGCUGAUGUUUCUUACUCGUAACUAACCGUCGACUGAUUGCUUGACAUUUACUUGACAUGUUCCUCCGUUGAUAGGCACCCUUCGAAUAUGAUUCAGUCAGUCCCUCAAUUUUAUUCUAUCAAGGAUGUACGAGUCUCUGGCUCAGAUGUAUAUCGCUGGUAUCUGGCUGGAAGCGAUCUUGUAUGGUAUCAAUUGUGUACUAUUCUGCGUUUGUCUUUUCAUCGUGCUGGCCCACGAUGGAGCAUCUCGAAAAACGCUCUUGUUGUCAAGCAUCGUCCAAUUUUCGCUGGCCACAGCACAUGUCAUGAUAAGCUUGCUGGAGUUGAUGGCUGCUUUCACAACUUCAACCAGCGCUGCUAAUCAGUACUUCACCAACCCCGGUGGCAACCAACUGUUCGUCAGUGGCUUCUUUGUAUAUGUCGUUAAUACAUUUGCUCAAGAGCUACUCCUAAUAUGGAGAUUAUACAUUAUUUGGGAUCGAAAUUUCAAGAUUUGUAUCAUCCCACUCAUUAUCUGGAUGCUUCAUUGCAGUGUAGCAUCGAUCGCGGUGUCUGGCUUUAUACCUGCAACAGCCACAGCGCUCUCGCGCGAUGUCCAUUCAUACGGACUUGCCGGGUGGGGUCUCGAGACUGGUGUCAAUUUUCUUGCAUCAGGCGGCAUAGCCUAUCGUUUAUGGCACGCAGGACGCCGUACGGCCAUUCUCACUGGACGACCCAACUAUAAGGCUAGCUUUCUCAUCGUCAUUGAAUGCGGGGCUCUGAUCACCACAUGCACCGCGAUCAUGUUUGCCCUCUACGCAUCAAACAAACCAGAAGGACUCGUUGGGGUCGGAGCAGCUACUCAAAUUGCGACUAUUUCGCCAUUACUAAUCAUAGCACGGGUGGGUUUUGCUGCAUCCAAGAGAAAGACACCUCCGUCGGCGGCUACAUUUUCUACCUUUCCGAAUUCCUUGCCAGUUAAUGCUUCCAGAUCAAUGGAUACAUAUGGGGAUUACCCACUGGAUGAUAUUUCUGUAGCUGGGGGAAGUGAAUCGAGGGACAGGACAGAUACAAAGAUAGUGAUUGCAGCUUGAGUUGUGAAUUGAGUAUCAAUCAUGGUUUUCUGGUCUUACAUUAGGUUUUCGAUCGCAGAUAUCAGCAGAAAAUACAUAAUAAAGUCUCGAGGGUAAUCCCCUACGACAUCGAGAUUCGUGAGGUAGCUGCAGGAUCCAAAUUCCUUGGAAAGAGCGCAUGCACUUGUCCUCAUGUCGAGUCUAUCGGCAUGAGUUAAGAGGUAAUCCAACUAGCAAGAGGCCUUGACCGGUCUGCGCCAGCUCGAGCUCGAAC
Molecule: messenger RNA, 1616 nt
Organism: Suillus paluster
Lineage: Eukaryota; Fungi; Basidiomycota; Agaricomycetes; Boletales; Suillaceae
Exons: 10
Coding region: 416-1363 (315 amino acids)
Source: RefSeq, a predicted model, not a curated record